Molecule: messenger RNA, 942 nt
Organism: Ascochyta rabiei
Lineage: Eukaryota; Fungi; Ascomycota; Dothideomycetes; Pleosporales; Didymellaceae
Product: S-methyl-5'-thioadenosine phosphorylase
Exons: 2
Coding region: 1-942 (313 amino acids)
Biological process (GO): nucleoside metabolic process
Cellular component (GO): cytosol
Molecular function (GO): S-methyl-5-thioadenosine phosphorylase activity
Source: RefSeq, a predicted model, not a curated record
AUGGCCGGCGUUCCCAGCAGCUACGAUGCGCCCGUCCACAUCGCCGUAAUUGGCGGCACUGGCAUCCAGUCGCUGCCUGGCUUCAGGCUUGCUGCGACUCUGGACGUCGACACGCCGUGGGGCAAGCCGUCGUCGCCCAUCAGCAUCCUGCACCACCCCUCGCCCUCGACCGGCCAGGACGUGCCCAUUGCCUUCCUCUCGCGUCACGGCCUCUCCCACGAGCUUGCCCCGCACGAGGUCAAGAACCAGGCCAACAUCGCCGCUCUGCGACACCUCGGCGUGCGCACCAUCAUCGCCUUCUCCGCCGUCGGCUCGCUGCAGGAGGAGGUCCGCCCGCGCGACUUUGUAGUGCCCGACCAGAUCAUCGACCGCACCAAGGGCAUCCGCCCCUUCACCUACUUCGAAAAGGGCAUGGUUGGCCACGUGGGCUUCGGCGACCCCUUCGACUCCAAGCUGGCGGACCUUGUGCGCAAGUGCGGCCACAGCCUGGAGGGCGAGGGCGUCACGCUGCACGACAAGGGCACCAUCAUCUGCAUGGAGGGGCCGCAGUUCAGCACCCGUGCAGAGUCCAACAUGUACCGCAGCUGGGGCGGCACCGUCAUCAACAUGUCUGCUCUGCCCGAGGCCAAGCUGGCGCGAGAGGCCGAGAUUGCCUACCAGAUGAUCUGCAUGGCGACCGACUACGACUGCUGGAGGGGCGCCGAGGGCGAGGACGUCAACGUCGAAAUGGUCAUGGGCCACAUGAAGGCCAACGCGGACAACGCAAGGCGCUUUGUCGGUGCCGUCUUGAACGACCUGAGCAAGGAGGAGCAUGCCGAGCUGGUGCAGGGCAAGCACCUUGAGAACCAGACAAGAUUCGCAGGCUCCAUGACCAAGAAGGAGGCUCGUGGGCAGGAAACUGAGAAGAAGCUGCAGUGGCUCUUCCCCGGCUACUUUGACUGA